Molecule: messenger RNA, 1934 nt
Organism: Sipha flava (yellow sugarcane aphid)
Lineage: Eukaryota; Metazoa; Arthropoda; Insecta; Hemiptera; Aphididae
Product: serendipity locus protein alpha
Exons: 11
Coding region: 150-1871 (573 amino acids)
Biological process (GO): cell migration; cell-cell adhesion; cellularization
Cellular component (GO): membrane; cytoplasm; adherens junction
Molecular function (GO): beta-catenin binding; actin filament binding
Source: RefSeq, a predicted model, not a curated record
UAGGCAUUGCAAUUCGAUAAUAUUAAAUAACACAUAAUACUAGAUAACAAGGCUAUAGGUAAUAAUUUUUAAAAAGCGCGGCAAAAUCAAACGACCAAUCAGAAAUCUAAAAUGAUAACCGGUGCCGAGACCGACCCUAGAAUGCUAAUAUGCAUACCGGCUAUAGAUCAUUGAGUGAUAUCGAAAAAAAAGAUUGUUCUGAAUUAUUUUAUAAAACAAUAUUUAAAAAAUUUACCAAUGGAGCACUUCUUCAAUUUAUCAAAUGUAUUCAAGAAUUUUUAAAAACAAUAAAGUGUAAAAAUAUUUAUAUGCUUUAUGUAUGUUUAAGUCAAAUUCGAAAAUGUCUUCUUAUUUAUGAAACUGCUAUAACAGAUCUAAAUACUGUUUUAAACUUUGAAAAAAUUUUAAGCAAAUAUUUAAUCAAAAGAAUUCAAAAAUGUUUUUAUAAAUUAGAAGACUAUUUGGAAAUGUUAGAUUUAACUGAUGUAGAUGAGCAUCCAGGAAUAUUCAUUGAUCGAAUGAACAUUGUUUUAAAUGGGUUAAAUAAUAGAAAUUCAUUGUCACUUAUCAAACCAAAUAUUGAUAAAAUUUUAUUUCAAGCAAUAACUAUUGCUAAAGUUUCAGAUGAAAUGGAUAACUUAGAAAUAACAUCUUCAUGUAAACAUGUUAUAAAAGCAGUUCAAUAUUUUGAAAAGAUAGAUAUUAAUGAAACUGAUAGUUUUUUCCAAUUUGAUUAUCUAUCUUCAUCAUUAUCUAUUCUUGAAAGACGAACUAAUACAGCAGUAUUGAAUCUUAUUUUAAAGAUUUUUAAUGAUCCAUUUUUUACAAUUAAAAAACUUAUAAGAAAAUGUGGAAAUUCUACCGACAUCCAAUCCAGAAAUUCAUCUGAUUUAUCAAUUUUGGUUAGUGAUUUAGACAAAUCUACAGACUUAUUAAUUCAAAUUGGAUUAUUUUCUGUGGCUUGUUGUAAAAAUGAUGAAUAUAUUAUUUCUUUAAAAUGUUGUAUUUCAAGCUUGGAGCUUUUAGACAGUGACAUAGUACCGGCAAUCAUUGAGUUUUAUUUAGAUCCAACAUCAAUAGUAAAAAAAACUUUUUUAAAACUUCUUAUAAAGCACUGGGUAUGUGAAAUUUGUGAAAUACAAAAUCUUCUAAACAAAAUUGUAGAUCCUUUUGCAUUUACUCAAACAACAAUUGAAACAUCCAUGAAUAUUAUUGAUUCUUUACAUGAAAGUGAUUCAAAAACUAAAAUUGAUUUGUAUGUGAAAUUAUUAAAUGGUUUUAUUAAUUUUACUCAGUAUAUUGAAAAAAUAUUUGAUUCUGAGAUUUUAAAAGAGAAUGCAUUUUCUAAAAUAUAUGGACAAUUUAAUGAAGCACUGAAAGAAUAUAAUGCAUGUUUAAUUUUUACCCAAAAAAAUAAUCUCGAUAAAAAUGAAGAAUUGAUAAAAAAAAAAUUACUUAAAAGAUGUGAAAUUGUACUUAAAUAUUUAAAAAAUAUCCAAACAUCAAUGAGCAAUAUCUUGGAUGAUAAAAAUUGGUCAAAAUCAGAAAACACAUAUUAUAUUUUAUCUAAAACUAAACAAGAGUCCAUUUUUUUGGAACAAAAUGAUAAUCUAGAGGAUAAUUUUGAUUUAAAUAUGAUAUUUUCAACUGUUCAUCAAAUUCAGAAAUCAUUCUAUAAUAAAUCAGUUCAUAAAUCAUCUAAAACAUUUUACACUCAAAAUUAUAGUUCAACUAAUGUUAAUGAAACUAUGUAUGAGAAUACUGCUACUAUGGAUCUCACAAAUAUUUUAGAUAAUUUUAUUGAAACAUUUAAUCCGAGUAUCAGCAAAACUACAGCUACCAUAUGGGAAGAAAUAUGUAUUGACAUUUAAUAUUUUUACAAAUUUUAAUAUUUUGAAAAUAAUGAUAAUAAUAUAUUCAUUACCUAGGAAUUA